AUGCUUCGAGGAAUGAGAUUAGGCUCUUUCAAGAGUUGCGUUUUAGAGCCAUAUGCUAGUACAUUUCAUGUAAAAUGCAACUGUACAUCAGCAAAACCUUCAAGUAAUGUGCAAAAUCUGCCAAAACUUCCAGUGCCAAAACUUGGAGAUACGCUCAAUAAAUUCUUAGUUACGGCACAACCAUUUUUAAAUGAUACUGAAUUUGCCACAACUAAAACUCUUGUAAAAGAGUUUGAAAAUGGAGUGGGACAAAAAUUACAGAGUCUGUUGGAAAAGAGAGCAACUCAACAUCAGAACUGGCUUGAGGAGUGGUGGCUUAACACUGCUUACUUAGAGUAUCGGGAUCCAGUCGUAGUCUUUUCUAGUCCUGGCUUAGUUUUUCCAUUCCGUAAAUUUAACUCUCAGAAAGAUCAACUAAUGUAUGCAGCCAAAACAUUAUUGGCUGCUUUAGACUAUAAGUCUUUGAUAGAUAAUGAUAAAAUUCCAGUUGAAAUGAUGGGAAAAAAUCAACUUGAUAUGUCACAAUAUAAAAAGAUAUUUGGAACUUGCCGCAUACCUUUUGAAAAACGAGACAAAUUAUCUUUUAAUGAUUCCAAGCAUAUAACUGUAAUACAUAACAACCAUAUUUUCCAUGUAGAUAUCUGGGGAAAUGAUGGUAAAAGGUUAAAUGAGGAUCAAAUCGUUCAAAUUCUGCAGAAAGUAGUGGAUUCGUCUCAAAGUCCAGCUACUGAUCCAAUCGGUAUUCUUACUUCAGAAAAUAGAGAUAACUGGGCAAAGGCUUAUCAGAUUCUUAGUAAAGAGAAAGUGAACCGCGAGUCGCUGCUGGACGUGGAGAGGAGUCUAGUGGUGCUGUGUCUGGACGGCGCGGCGGGCGUGUGGUCGCGCGACCGCGACGCGCGCUUCUCGCUGGCCGCAGCGCAGACUAUACACGGCGGCGGCGCUGCCAGCCACGGUGCCAACCGCUGGUUCGACAAGACUGUGCAGUUUAUCGUCGGAGCGGACGGCAUCACGGGUCUCACGUACGAACAUUCCCCGGCUGAAGGACAGCCAAUUGCUGUUAUGACUGAUUUCAUUAUUGACUACAUAGAUCAGAAUAAAUCAGCGGAAUCCUCCUCGUCGAGCCCUAAGGAUCCGGUCAAACUUGCAUUCAGUGUUAACAAAGACGUCGCCGAUAUGAUAAACACAGCAAAAGAUAACUUGGAUAAAUUAGUCGCAAACCUAGAAUUAGAUUGCUUCAAGUUCGACAAAUACGGCAAGAACUUUAUCAAAUCGCACAAAAUGAGUCCCGAUAGUUAUCUACAAAUGGCCAUGCAGUACGCCUUCUACAGCUUGCACCAGACGCCGGGCGCGCACUACGAGUCGGCGGCGACGCGCAUGUACGCGGGCGGGCGCACGGAGACCAUCCGCUCGUGCUCGCCCGAGGCCGUGGCCUUCGCGCGCGCCAUGCUGGACCGCGCCGCCGCGCCCGCCGCGCAGCUGGCCGCGCUGCGCCGCGCCGUGCGCGCGCACAAGGACUACACCGUGCAGGCAUUACAAGGUUUUGGCGUCGAUAGACAUUUACUGGGAUUGAAAUUGACAGCGAUCGAAAACGGUAUCGAAAUACCGAAAUUAUACUCCGACCCCGGAUACGUGAGAAGCGCGCACAUGAGAAUUUCUACGAGUCAGGUGGCGUGCAAGUGCGACGGGUUCAUGUGCUACGGGCCGCUGGUGGGCGACGGCUAUGCGACGUGCUACAACCCUCGCGACAACGACGUGAACUUCGCUACGGCGGCCUUCGCGGCGCACCGCGACACGUCCAGCGCCCGCUACCGCGCCGCGCUGGAGCGCGCGCUCUCCGACAUGCACGACGUGCUCCUGCGCACCACCCAGUCCAAGCUCUGAGCUGUUCUCUACUGCCUCCUCCUUUCGCGUCACGCCUGUUUGGACCUUAUUGUAAAAGAUGUAAAUUUGUAAAAAUGAAUCACUAUUUCUCUUAUCACGCCAAAAGUUGAGAUCGAU
This is a messenger RNA of Melitaea cinxia (Glanville fritillary), 1998 nucleotides long. It is a transcript of the gene CRAT, whose product is annotated as carnitine O-acetyltransferase-like. Gene Ontology annotation, molecular function: carnitine O-acetyltransferase activity. The record is from RefSeq and is a predicted model, not a curated record. Gene Ontology annotation, cellular component: peroxisome. Bases 1 to 1881 code for a protein of 626 amino acids. The transcript is spliced from 12 exons. Gene Ontology annotation, biological process: carnitine metabolic process, CoA-linked. NCBI's taxonomy places the organism in Eukaryota, Metazoa, Arthropoda, Insecta, Lepidoptera, Nymphalidae.